AUGUCUUUUAAUACGUUUGGUGCUGUGAUUUAUUUAGGUGGCCGUCAGACCCAAGAGCAGAGAACUCAGAGAAAUGUAAUAAAUGUACCUGGAGAAAAACGUGCUGAAAAUGGGGUUGGGAACCCACGUGUUGAACUGACCCUCUCUGAGCUCCACGAUAUGGCAGCGAGGCAGCAGCAGCAAAUUGAAAAUCAGCAGCAAAUGUUGGUUGCCAAGGAGCAGCGUCUGCACUUCCUGAAGCAGCAGGAGCGUCGGCAGCAGCAGGCGAUUUCUGAAAAUGAGAAGCUUCAGAAAUUGAAGGAACGUGUUGAAGCCCAGGAGAACAAGCUGAAGAAAAUCCGUGCCAUGAGGGGACAAGUGGACUACAGCAAAAUCAUGAACGGCAACCUGUCUGCCGAAAUAGAAAGGUUUAGUGCCAUGUUCCAGGAGAAGAAGCAGGAAGUACAGACUGCCAUCCUGCGAGUCGAUCAGCUUAGUCAGCAGCUGGAAGAUUUAAAGAAAGGAAGGCUGAGUGGGUUCCAGUCGUACAACGGCAAGUUGGCGGGGCCAGCAGCGGUGGAGUUAAAAAGGCUGUACCAGGAGCUUCAGAUUCGUAACCAACUUAACCAGGAGCAGGAUUCGAAGCUCCAGCAGCAGAAGGAGCUCCUGAAUAAGCGCAACGUGGAGGUGGCCAUGAUGGACAAGCGCAUCAGUGAGCUGCGAGAGCGCCUCUACGGGAAGAAGAUCCAGCUGGGCCGUGUGAAUGGCACGUCAUCGCCACAGUCUUCCCUGAGCGUCUCUGGCAGAGUGGCCGCAGUGGGACCUUACAUCCAGGUGCCCAGCGCUGGGAGCUCUUCUGUCCCCGGGGACCCUAUCAAGCCCCAGUCUCUGACCAUCACCUCCAGUGCUGCACACGGACGAUCCAAAUCUGCUAAUGAUGGAAACUGGCCAACAUUCAAACAGAAUACUGGCUCUUCAGUGAAGCCAGCCCCGAUGGCUGGUGCAGACUGGAAGGACACAGGCGUGGAGGGGCCCUCGAAGCAGGGUGCCGUUUCGAGCCAGCCUCUGCCCUUAGCAGCUCUAGGCUCCACGGAGAAACUGGGCAUUGAGAUCGGUAAAGUGCCACCACCCAUCCCGGGGGCAGGGAAGCAGCCGCCUCCAAGCUACGGGACAUAUCCCACUCCUACGCCUUUGGGCCCAGGGUCGACAAAUUCCCUGGAGAGGAGGACGGAGGGCAGUCUGCCCAGGCCCAGUGCGGGCCCAGCGAGUCGGCAGAAACCUGCCCCACUGCCGCCACCAGCCGGGAGCGCCCACCAACCAGGAACCUCGCAGCAAAUUCAGCAGCGGAUCUCGGUGCCCCCAAGCCCCACGUACCCACCGUCAGGGCCCCCUGUGUUUCCUGCUGGAGAUGGCAAGCCUGACCUCCCACUGACGGUAGCCAUAAGGCCCUUCUUGGCUGACAAAGGGUCGAGGCCACAGUCUCCCCGGAAGGGCCCCCAGACGGUGAACUCCAGCUCUAUAUACUCCGUAUACCUACAGCAGGCCACUCCACCGAAGAGCUACCAGCAGGCCACACACAGCACCAUGAACAAGUCGGUCAAAGCAGUGUAUGGCAAACCCGUCUUGCCCUCGGGCUCCACCUCCCCGUCCCCACUGCCGUUCCUGCAUGGGGCACUGUCCACCAGUGUGCCGCCGCCGCCCUCAGAGUGUGGAGAGAAGGAACCGGAGCAGGACAGCCCUGCCCCGUCUGGUGACGGCGUGGAGAGCCUCCCGCGGCCCCUCAGCCCCACCAAGCUCACACCCAUCGUGCACUCCCCACUGCGCUACCAGAGCGACGCUGACCUGGAGGCCCUGCGCAGGAAGCUGGCCAACGCACCCCGACCCCUGAAGAAGCGUAGCUCCAUCACGGAGCCUGAGGGCCCUGGCGGGCCCAACAUCCAGAAGCUGCUGUACCAGCGCUUCAACACCCUGGCUGGUGGGGUGGAGGGCACCCCUUUCUACCAGCCCAGCACCCCACAGGACUUCAUGGGCAGCCUGGCCGAUGUGGACAAUGGUAACGCCAACACCAACGGAAACCUAGAAGAGCCCGCCCCGGCCACAGGCCCCUUGCCUGCUGAGCCAACCCCGUCGUCAGACGCCAAUGACAAUGAGCUGCCUCCCCCUGACCCCGAGCAGCUUAUCUGUCCCCAGACCACCACCCGUCCCUUGGAGCCCACGGAGGACGAUAACAACAAUGUGGCCACUGUCCCGCCCACAGAGCAGCCCCCCAGCCCUGUGGCCGAAGAGCCCUCUCCGGGGGAGGCACCCGCUCCCCUGCCUGCCCCGCCAUCUGCAGCCUCCACGGGCAAACGGACCAACUUGAAGAAGCCCAGCUCAGAGCGGACCGGGCGUGGCCUGAGGGUCCGGUUCAACCCUCUGGCACUGCUCCUGGAUGCUUCUCUAGAAGGAGAGUUCGACCUGGUGCAGAGGGUCAUCUACGAGGUGGAGGACCCCAGCAAGCCCAAUGACGAAGGCAUCACCCCCCUGCACAAUGCCGUCUGCGCCGGCCACCUCCACAUCGUUAAGUUCCUGCUGGACUUUGGGGUCAACGUGAACGCCGCCGACAGUGACGGGUGGACCCCGCUACACUGCGCUGCGUCCUGUAACAGUGUUCACCUCUGCAAGCAACUGGUCGAGAGCGGUGCUGCUAUCUUCGCAUCAACCAUCAGUGACAUUGAAACUGCGGCAGACAAGUGUGAGGAGAUGGAGGAAGGCUACGUGCAGUGCUCUCAGUUCCUGUAUGGGGUGCAGGAGAAGCUGGGCGUGAUGAACAAGGGGGCAGUGUAUGCACUGUGGGACUACGAGGCUCAGAACAGCGACGAGCUGUCGUUCCACGAGGGGGACGCCAUCACCAUCCUAAGACGCAAGGACGAGAAUGAGACGGAGUGGUGGUGGGCCUGCCUGGGGGGCCAGGAGGGCUACGUGCCCAAGAACCUGCUGGGGUUAUAUCCACGGAUCAAACCUCGGCAGCGGACCCUCGCCUGA
This is a messenger RNA of Orycteropus afer afer, 3003 nucleotides long. NCBI's taxonomy places the organism in Eukaryota, Metazoa, Chordata, Mammalia, Tubulidentata, Orycteropodidae. The record is from RefSeq and is a predicted model, not a curated record.